CCUGGCCAAGUCCUACAGCACCAGCUCGCCCAUCAACAUCGUCGUGUCCUCGGCCGGCCUGUCCCCGAUCCGCGUGACCUCGCCCCCCACCGUGCAGUCCACCAUCUCGUCCUCGCCCAUCCACCAGCUCAGCUCCUCCAUCGGCACGUACGCCACCCUGUCGCCCACCAAGCGCCUGGUGCACGCGUCCGAGCAGUACAGCAAGCACUCGCAGGAGCUGUAUGCCACGGCCACCCUCCAGAGGCCGGGCAGCCUGGCAGCUGGGUCCCGAGCCUCGUACAGCAGCCAGCAUGGGCACCUGGGCCCGGAGCUGCGGGCCCUGCAGUCCCCAGAACACCACAUAGACCCCAUCUAUGAAGACCGCGUCUAUCAGAAGCCCCCUAUGAGGAGUCUCAGCCAGAGCCAGGGGGACCCUCUGCCGCCAGCACACACUGGCACCUACCGCACGAGCACAGCCCCAUCUUCCCCCGGUGUCGACUCCGUCCCCUUGCAGCGCACAGGCAGCCAGCACGGCCCACAGAACGCCGCCGCAGCCACCUUCCAGAGGGCCAGCUAUGCCGCCGGCCCGGCCUCCAACUACGCCGACCCCUACCGACAGCUGCAGUAUUGUCCCUCUGUUGAGUCUCCGUACAGCAAAUCCGGCCCUGCCCUCCCACCCGAAGGCACCUUGGCCAGGUCCCCAUCCAUUGACAGCAUUCAGAAAGAUCCGAGAGAAUUUGGAUGGAGAGACCCAGAACUGCCUGAAGUGAUCCAGAUGUUGCAGCAUCAGUUUCCUUCCGUCCAGUCGAAUGCGGCAGCCUACUUACAACACCUCUGCUUUGGAGACAAUAAAAUAAAAGCUGAGAUAAGGAGACAAGGAGGCAUCCAGCUCCUGGUGGACCUGUUGGAUCAUCGGAUGACCGAAGUCCACCGUAGUGCCUGUGGAGCUUUGAGAAACUUGGUGUAUGGGAAGGCCAACGAUGAUAACAAAAUUGCCCUGAAAAACUGCGGGGGCAUCCCAGCGCUGGUGAGGUUACUCCGCAAGACCACUGACCUGGAGAUCCGGGAGCUGGUCACAGGAGUCCUUUGGAACCUCUCAUCAUGCGAUGCUCUCAAAAUGCCAAUCAUCCAGGAUGCCCUAGCAGUGUUGACCAAUGCGGUGAUUAUCCCCCACUCGGGCUGGGAAAAUUCACCUCUUCAGGAUGAUCGGAAAAUACAGCUGCAUUCAUCACAGGUGCUGCGCAAUGCCACUGGGUGCCUAAGGAAUGUGAGUUCGGCGGGGGAGGAGGCCCGCAGGAGGAUGCGCGAGUGUGAGGGCCUCACGGACGCCUUGCUGUACGUGAUCCAGGCUGCGCUGGGGAGCAGCGAGAUCGAUAGCAAGACCGUUGAAAACUGUGUGUGCAUUUUAAGGAACCUCUCGUACCGGCUGGCAGCAGAAACGUCUCAGGGACAGCACAUGGGGACAGAUGAGCUGGACGGGCUGCUCUGUGGUGAGGCCAAUGGCAAGGAUGCGGAGAGCUCCGGGUGCUGGGGCAAGAAGAAGAAGAAAAAGAAAUCCCAAGAUCAGUGGGAUGGAGUAGGACCUCUUCCAGACUGUGCUGAACCACCAAAAGGGAUCCAGAUGCUGUGGCACCCAUCAGUAGUCAAACCCUACCUCACACUGCUCUCCGAGUGCUCAAACCCAGACACGCUGGAAGGGGCGGCAGGCGCCCUGCAGAACCUGGCUGCAGGGAGCUGGAAGGGCUGGGCUGAGGAUGGGGCAGGCAUGGCGUAUGCCCUACGUUCACUGCCAGAGGGGGCUCCCUGCCUGCCACAGUGGUCAGUAUACAUCCGAGCUGCUGUCCGGAAAGAGAAAGGCCUGCCCAUCCUAGUGGAACUGCUCCGAAUAGACAACGAUCGUGUGGUGUGCGCGGUGGCCACGGCGCUCCGGAACAUGGCCUUGGACGUCAGAAACAAGGAGCUCAUCGGCAAAUACGCCAUGCGAGACCUAGUCCACAGGCUUCCAGGCGGAAACAACAGCAACAAUGCAGUGAGCAAGGCCAUGUCGGAUGACACCGUGACAGCUGUCUGCUGCACCCUGCACGAAGUGAUCACCAAGAACAUGGAGAACGCCAAGGCCUUACGGGAUGCCGGUGGCAUCGAGAAGUUGGUGGGCAUCUCCAAGAGCAAAGGAGAUAAACACUCUCCAAAAGUGGUCAAGGCCGCAUCUCAGGUCCUAAACAGCAUGUGGCAGUACCGAGAUCUGAGGAGUCUGUACAAAAAGGACGGGUGGUCACAGUAUCACUUUGUAGCCUCGUCUUCAACCAUCGAGAGGGAUCGGCAAAGGCCCUACUCGUCCUCCCGCACGCCCUCCAUCUCGCCCGUGCGCGUGUCUCCCAACAACCGCUCAGCAAGUGCCCCAGCUUCACCUCGGGAAAUGAUCAGCCUCAAAGAAAGGAAAACAGACUAUGAGUCCACCGGCAGCAAUGCCACUUACCACGGAAGUAAAGGCGAACACACUUCCAGGAAAGACGCCAUGUCAGCUCAAAACACUGGAAUUUCAACUUUGUAUAGGAAUUCAUAUGGUGCGCCCGCUGAAGACAUCAAACAUAACCAGGUUUCAGCACAGCCAGUCCCACAGGAGCCCAGCAGAAAAGAUUACGAGUCUUACCAGCCGUUUCAGAAUUCCACAAGAAAUUACGACGAGUCCUUCUUUGAGGACCAGGUCCACCACCGCCCCCCUGCCAGCGAGUACACCAUGCACCUGGGCCUCAAGUCCACUGGCAACUACGUCGACUUCUACUCCGCUGCCCGUCCCUACAGUGAACUGAACUAUGAAACGAGCCACUACCCAGCCUCCCCCGACUCCUGGGUGUGAGGAGCCAGGCCACCAGGCCACCAGGCGCUCUGGGAACAGUGCAUGUGCAUGCAUACCACAAGACAUUUCUUUUUUUUUUUACCCCCCCCUGCAAAUUUAGUUUGUUAAAGCCUGUUCCAUAGGAAGGCUGUGAUAACCAGUUUGAAAAUAUUAAGAGCUAUUUUAGAAAGCUAAACGAAUCGAACGUUAACUUGGAAAUCAAUAGAAAGCUAAAGCAAUCCUAAAUAUGACAGUGUGCGACACCUCUCUAGUUUGAGCUGUAGAAUAUAAAAAGUGCUUUAUACUGAACGUGGCUGAAGGAAGGAGAGAGCAGAUGGUGGGGUGGUGGGGCGUGAAGGUUAUUGUUAAGCACAAGACACAGAAUAGUUUACACACGUUUCGGGGGACGGCUUCUCACGCUUUGUUACUCUCUUCAUCCGUUGUGACUCUAGGCUUCCAGUUGCAUUGGGGUUCCUCUGUACAGCAAGACGUUUCUUGCCUUUUGUUAAUGCAUUGUUGUAAAGUAUUUGAUGUACAUUACAGAUUAAAGAAGAAAAGCGCGUUGUGUAUAUUACACCAAUACCGCCGUGUUUCCUCAUCUCUGGUUCUAAAUAUUGCUUCAAUUUCAAACUUUUGAAAGAUGUAUGGAUUUCCAGUUUUUCUUUUCUUUUCUUUCUCCCAGUAUGUCUUAACAAAAAAAAAAAAAAGAAAGAAAAAGAAAAAAAAACCCACAGGGGGAAAAAAAAGGAAUAUUUAGCAGUAUUGUUCGUUCUGAUAUGUGAAUUUGUUUGUGGCAACUAAGCAAGGCAUUCAGCAGUUUCUGACAAUUAACAUACAUCAUUCCACACUCCUUGUCAACGAAGUGCUUUUUCACUGCCUAAAAUUUUAGAUGUAGAUAUUUGAAAUAGACUUUUUCAUUUAUACCAGUUUUCUUUAUGAUGAUACAGUGUUAAAAGAAAAUAAAUUACGAUUGAUCUGUCAUCCAUAUUUGCUAAGAAUGUCUAUUUCCAAGGACCUAUCUUACAAAAUACACAUUCUUGCUUGUGUGUCUGUGCGUGUGGGUGUGCGUAUGUCCACAUACAUAUAAAAUGGCCUUGUGUGAGAUUUUAUUUUGAUAGAAGCUAUUUCAUUUGCUGUUCAUCUUGUACAAACGUUGUUUUUGGUUUAUAGUGUAAGUGUACAUCGGUUUGUUCCUUUUGUACUGUAUCUAUUCCUCUGACCAUCUAGUGACUCAGGAUAUUAGGCCAGCUGAAGUGAAGUUAUAGGAUUUUCACACGUUCACACAUUUUUGGAUACCAACUCUUUCUAUAGGUCCAUUUCCUCCCCCAUUCUAUGCCCUCAGAACACAAUAAACCAUGGCCAACUCAAUAAUUUCACUUUGGGGCCAGUUACUUGAAGUAUCCACAGACAAUGUAAACUGCUCUUAUUCCCCCAAACAUUUUUGUUCAUGUGUCAGGGAGCAGUAGACAAUUAUGGGUUAGAUUAUUAAAAUGGAACUUGAAGCUAAUGUUAGAAUAGUGGUUAACAGAGCUAAGAAAUAAGACUAACCAUUUAAAAGAACACGGGCUGUGGGUAAAUUAGCUUUGCUCUUUAGAUGCAAGUGACUGAGGCCAAUAGGUGCCUAGUAAAUGUUAACUGUUCUUGGAAAAAAUAAAUAAAUAAAUAAAAGAAA
Messenger RNA from Galeopterus variegatus (Sunda flying lemur), 4487 nucleotides. It is a transcript of the gene CTNND2, whose product is annotated as catenin (cadherin-associated protein), delta 2. NCBI's taxonomy places the organism in Eukaryota, Metazoa, Chordata, Mammalia, Dermoptera, Cynocephalidae. The record is from RefSeq and is a predicted model, not a curated record. Bases 383 to 2836 code for a protein of 817 amino acids. Gene Ontology annotation, cellular component: nucleus; adherens junction; postsynaptic density. Gene Ontology annotation, molecular function: cadherin binding. The transcript has 17 exons. Gene Ontology annotation, biological process: cell-cell adhesion; dendritic spine morphogenesis; cell-cell junction assembly.